GAAAGAUAUUCAUUUGUGCUACUGAUUUCAAAUCGAUUAAAUUUGUCACAUUGAAUUGCGGAAAAACAAGUUUAGAUGUGUGAUUCCUCAUCUUGCCUUGUCGCUAUCUAAUAAUAUGAAGCAGCUGUUUAAUGUGUCAUAUUCGUUUGAUAGUAAUUGAUCUGAUAACUUGCUACCUGUCAUUACUGCUACUCGAGCAUCAUUUGUGGUUGUGCAAUUGAUUUAGAAAGUUCUGUGCAUUAUAUGAAAACAGUAAUGCAUUUUGUGGUGAAAAAUAUUUGUGUCCUAUUAAUUAUAUUGGACAUUAGUGUUGGUUUUGAACUAUUUGAUGAACGAGCAUGGACAGAUAAAAGACAAAAAGAUAAUUUCUUUGAUUAUAAAGAAUCAAGAGACGCAACUGAUGAGAUAAAGGAUAAUUUUAAGAGUUUCAGUAAUAACAUUGAUUUUGAGCUUUUUGAUCAACAAUCUAGUUUUAAGCAGUCAAAUAAGAAGCACAGUCAUCAUAAUGAGCAUUUUGGAAUAUUUGAUAAUCAAAAUAGACAUUUAUCUCCAAAUGUGCUUGAUUUAUUCCUCGGAACAAUAAAGAAUGUGAUCGGAAGUCAGCAACAUGAUAGAAAUGCUCAGCAUCGUCACAAUAAAAAUGAAACAAAUAAAGGAAUUGAUAUUAUUCUGGAUAGCAAUACACACAUGAUUCCAGCAGUUGGUAACAAACAGGAUUUAAAGCUUAUAUUUUUAGGGACAAAGUGGUGUGGAAGUGGUGAUAAUGCCAAAGACAUAAACGACAUUGGAUACUUUUAUCUAACGGACAGCUGCUGUCGUCAGCAUGAUAGCUGUGAGGAUACAAUAGAACCUAAUGGCGAAAGAUUUGGACUCAAGAAUCCAGGAAAAUUCACUAGGCUUCAUUGUGAUUGCGAUGAAAAGUUCUAUAAGUGCCUGAAAAAAGUAAAUACACUUGUGUCUACACAAAUUGGAAUAUUUUAUUUCAAUAUAUUAGGCCAUCAAUGUUUCAAAGAAGAAUAUCCAGUCAUGUCAUGCACAUCAAAGGUGAAAGGCCGAUGUGUAGACUUUAAAAUGAACUUGAGUGAUAAAAAAAUUUAUCAAUGGUUUGACAAUAAAUGGUUUUAGUCAAAAUGGCAUAAGUAGAAGCCAAAGACCAAAUAAAAAUCAAUUGAAUUGCUGGAAAAAUCUCAAUUUUAAGAAAAUUGCAGUCAUUGUCACAGGAAGAAAUGAAUCAAUUUUAGUUUCAUUACUCGCUAGCUUCAAAUUUAGGGCAAAAGGAAACGUUUGAAAUAGAUGCUGUUUUCCGUUUAUAAUUAAAUUCGUACGCAUUUUAUAUGUACCUAACACACUAAGCAAAUAUAUUUGGCAUAUAUUUAUGCAUCCAACAUAAAUAAUGAAAAAUAAUAAGUAUAUAAAUGACACACAUUAUCAAAAGAACUGGUUGAAAGGAUAGUAACAUUCUAAUUGCUUGAAACGAUUUGUAUUAGAUGUAUUUGCGGUCGUUGGAUGUGAUGUGCCCAUUGGAACUGAAAUAUUUAAUUAAAAGUAAUUUA
Chironomus riparius is the source of this 1553-nucleotide messenger RNA. NCBI's taxonomy places the organism in Eukaryota, Metazoa, Arthropoda, Insecta, Diptera, Chironomidae. The record is from the annotation of a GenBank genome assembly.